AUGGGUAAUAAUAUUGUGAGGUUUAAUAGUAAGAGUAUUGGCACAGUUGGUGCAAAUACUGAGACUCCUUCUACUAUCAGAUCAUCAAGUAGAAGUUGUGCUAAACUUAGUGAUCUCUCUGCUGAUUUUGAGCAUGUUCGAUCUGCUAGCAAGUGUCUUUGGAGGUGUUGGUGUGGUAAAGGUGUCAAGUCGAGUACAACCACUAUAGGGGAUACUAAUGCUAAAGGGGGUGGACAUGUUGAUUCAAGUAGCCAAACUGCUACUAUACAGGAGAGUAGUGCUCAAGGGGGUGGAGAAGAUGAUUCAAGUACCAAGGAUGCUACUGAUGAUGAGGGCUUUGAAAUGUCUAAUCCAGAUGAUGAAGAAUGGAAAGAGGGUUCUGAGGAUGAAAUUGAAACAUCUACAGAUAGUAGUGAUGGUGAGAGUGAUGGAGAUUCUGAACAUAGUAAAUCAGGGGAGGUAGAACGUAAGGAUGAGUUGUCUGAUUACAGAGGAAGGAUUAAAGGGGGUAAAUCAGGAGGGGCUGCUCUUGCUGAUUAUUCUAUUCAAGAGGGAUUUGAAUUUCUGAGACAAAAAAAUGAAAAGUCAAGGGUUACUGUAAUUUGUAAAGGUGAUGGGUGUAUGUGGAGGUGCCAUGCUUCACCUAUUGAUGAGGUGGACCCUUAUAUGAUUAAAACAUAUAUCUCAGAGCACACUUGUGUCAGAGUUAGCACAAAUAAUAAUGCAACAUCAACAUGGAUGGCCAAAAAACUUGAGGACAAAUUGAGGAGUGACCCAGAUUUGAAAAAAGAGACAAUGAAGCAGUUGUUGAAAGACAAAUGGCAACUUGAGCCUCACAAAAUGCAAUAUUAUAGGGCUCGGUUUCGUGCAAGGGAGUGGAUUGAAGGAUCACAUGUUGAGUCAUAUGCACUUUUGCCAAAGUAUGGAAAUAAGUUAUUAGAAAAAAAUGCAGGGAGCAAUUAUGUGAUAGAAUCUGAAUUGAGAACAGUGCUAUUGAAAGAAAUAAGAGUAUUCAAGCGCCUGCUUAUUUGCUUUGAAGCAUGCAAGAAGGGAUUCUUGAAUGGGUGUAGGCCAUUUAUAGGCCUAGAUGGCUGCCACCAUAAAGGACCAUAUGGUGGUGUGUUAUUGGCCGCAAUUUCAGUUGAUGGGAAUAAUGGAUUAUUCCCUGUUGCUUUUGGUGUUGUUGAAUCUAAAUGCAAGGAUAGCUGGAUCUUCUUCUUACAACACUUGCAUGAUUCAAUUUAUACAGAAAUGGAGUUGCCUAUCACAUUCAUGACUGAUAAACAAAAGGGACUCUCCCAAGCAAUAGCACAGAUAUUUCUAUAUGCCAAGCACAGGCAUUGUUCCAGACAUCUGUACAACAACUUUAAAGUGAAUUAUCCUGGUGCACUAUUAAAGAGCCAUUUUUGGGCUGCUGUCAGAGCCUACAAUCCCAUUCAGUUCCAGAGGUCAAUGAAUGGCAUGAAGUCUCUCAAUAAGGAAGCCCAUGACUGGUUGAUGAAAAAUCCAGUAUCAGCAUGGGCUAGACAUGCAUUUGGCCAUAGGAUUAAGAGUGACCAUGUCACUAACAAUAUGACAGAGUCUUUCAACCAAUGGAUAGGACAGUCAAGAAGCAAACCAAUCCUUACCUUGAUUGAUGAGAUAAGGUUGAGAUUGAUGGGUAGGUUACAUAAGAGAUAUGAAAUGGGUGUCUCAUUUGUGGGUAGGGUGACACCACAAAUGAAGAAGAGAUUGGACAUAGUACAAAGUGAGUCCAGAUUUUGUACAGUUUAUCUUGCAUCCACAAAUCAGUUUGAGGUACAAGAUGGGAGGUACAAGUUUGUAGUCAAUUUGGAGAAUAGUUAUUGUGAUUGUGGAGUGUGGGGUGCUACAGGACUACCUUGCAAACAUGGUGCAGCAUCAAUUAAUUUUAAGAGAAAAAAGAUAGAAGAUUACUGUGAUGUAUAUUUUACAAUAGAAACAUAUAUAGAAGCACAUCAGACCAUGAUACACCCAUUACCAGAUGUAAGCCUCCUAUUGGAUGAUGAUAAUGAUGGCAAUCUUGUCUUGCAGCCUCCACCAUUGAGGAGGUUACCUGGUAGACCACACAAGAGUAGAAGAAAGGAACCUGGUGAACAAUCCUCUCAAGAUAUUAGGAAGUCCAAAAAAAGUAUCAAAUGUGAUUUCUGUAAGGAAACAGGGCACAAUAGGAGGGGUUGUCAAAGAGCUCCAGUAGUUGAGAAGGGUUCUUCUUCUAGGAAGAGAUCAAGGUCCAAGGGAAAGCAGAAGAGUAAUAAACAAUAUUGUGAAACCAGCUCAUCUCAAAGGGUGACAAGGUCAAUGGCAUCUACUACAACCCCAGUUGUCACAGCGCAAGAGCAUAGAUUAGCAAAAAUAGCUACCAAGUUAGCCAAGAAGAAGGCAAGGAGGGUUGAGAAAGCUGCCCAUGGUCCUCAUGAACCUGGACCAUUCGACUUCCGAUCUUGA
Telopea speciosissima is the source of this 2466-nucleotide messenger RNA. RefSeq lists its product as uncharacterized. Bases 1 to 2466 code for a protein of 821 amino acids. Gene Ontology annotation, molecular function: zinc ion binding. NCBI's taxonomy places the organism in Eukaryota, Viridiplantae, Streptophyta, Magnoliopsida, Proteales, Proteaceae. The record is from RefSeq and is a predicted model, not a curated record. The transcript is spliced from 4 exons.